AUGAGAAACAGCGCAAGCAGCCUUUUCCCUUCCCUGGCCUGCCUUGGAACUGCCCAACUGCAGUCUGUAUUUCCAACCUUUCUGGAGCGGGCAGUGUGUCUGACCAGGGAGAGCAGUGGCAAGGACAGCGCUGCUGAGAACCAGAGAGCAAUGGACGCCUUAAGAGGCAAGCCUGGGGGCACUCCUGGGAGACCUGGUGAGCCUCCACUGAUAAAAGGCUGGCUUCCUUACCUUGGAGAGGCCCUGAAAUUACAAAAGGAUCCUUUAGGUUUCAUGAAAACUCUUCAAAAGCAACAUGGUGACACUUUCACUGUUCUCCUUGGAGGCAAGUAUAUAACAUUUAUCCUGGACCCUUCUCAGUACCAGUUAGUAAUGAAAAGUCCCAAAUUAAGCUUUCGAAUAUUCACUAAUAAACUAUUAAGGAAAGUAUUUUCCAUCGAAAAGUUGGCAACCAAUGAUGACCUGAACAAUGACCUUCAUGGCUGCUAUCAUCUUUUACAAGGGACGUCUUUGGACAUACUCACAGAAAACAUGAUGCAGAAUUUAAAACAAGUAUUUGAACUCCAGCUAUUAAAAACCACAAAUUGGGACACGGCAUACCUGUUGACAUUCUGCAGCUCAGUAAUAUUUGAGGUCACGUUCACAACCAUAUAUGGACAAUCUCUUCCUGGCAAUAGGAAAAAAUUUAUUACUGAGCUAAAAGAUGAUUUCUUAAAAUUUGAUGACAAAUUCCCAUAUUUAAUAUCAGACAUACCCAUAGAGCUUCUAGGAAAUGUCAAAUCUAUUAGAAAGAAACUUAUAAAACGCUUGACAUCAGAACACUUAGCUAGGACACAGGGAUGGUCAGAAGUUGUUCAAAUGAGGCAAGAUAUCCUGGAGAAAUACUAUACGCUUGAGGACUUUGAAAUAGGAGCACAUCAUUUAGGCUUUCUCUGGGCUUCUGUGACAAACACUAUUCCAACUACGUUCUGGGCGAUGUAUUACCUCCUACAGCACCCAGAAGCUAUGGCAGUGCUGCGUGACGAAAUUGACCAUUUCCUGCAGUCAACAGGUCAAAAGAAAGGGUCUGGAUUUCCCAUCCAGCUCACCAGAGAACAAUUGGACAGCCUGGUCUACCUAGAAAGCACCGUUCUCGAGGUUUUACGACUAUGCUCAUUUUCAAGCAUCAUGCGUUUUGUUCAAGAGGAUUUGACUCUACAGUCAGAGACACAGGACUACUGUUUGCGAAAGGGGGACUUGGUAGCCAUCUUUCCUCCAGCCAUACAUUAUGACCCGGAAAUCUUUGAAGCUCCAGAGGAGUUUAGGUUUGAUCGUUUUGUAGAAGAUGGUAAGAAGAAAACCGCCUUUUUCAAAAACGGGAAAAAGCUGAAGUAUUUCCUAUUGCCAUUUGGAUUUGGAGCCAGCAAAUGUCCAGGCCGAUUUUUGGCAAUUGUUGAAGUAAAGCAAUUGUUGGUUGUACUUUUAACUUAUUUUGAUUUAGAAAUAAUUGAUGCUAAACCUAUGGAAGCAAACUACAGUCGCCUUUUGUUUGGUAUUCAGCAUCCAGCUUCUGAUGUUUUAUUUAGGUACAAAGUAAGAUCUUAAAAGAAGUGAUAAGGAAAGAAAAGAAAUCUAUCUGAACUAACCUAAAUGUCCUCGGCUCAUCU
Messenger RNA from Callorhinus ursinus (northern fur seal), 1646 nucleotides. The record is from RefSeq and is a predicted model, not a curated record. Lineage: Eukaryota; Metazoa; Chordata; Mammalia; Carnivora; Otariidae.